GGGCCUCUCAGGAGGGUUUCCACUUGGAGCAGCGGUGGACUAGAGAGGGCUCAGAACAAUGCAGAGCAUUGCCAAAAACCCCAAGAUGAGUACAGCCGGCAAGAUGACCUUCCUUUCACGCAGUGAAACCUUUGCAGCAGCCCAUAGACUGAGGAGCAAAUCUCUGACUGAUGAGGAGAACCAGAAACGUUUUGGGAAAUGCAGCCAUAGUCAUGGGCACAACUAUAAAGUGAUUGUGACCAUAUGUGGAAAGAUUGAUCCCAUCAGUGGCAUGUUCAUGAAUAUUUACAAGCUUCAGGAAUACAUGCAGGAAGCAAUCAUGGUGCCCCUCGACCACAAAAACCUGGACGAAGAUGUCGAUUUCUUUGCCAAUGUUUUGAGCACAACUGAGAACCUAGCUGUGUACAUCUGGAACAACCUUGAAAAAAUUCUUCCCCUCGGAUGCCUCUACAAAGUCAAGGUCUAUGAAUCCGACAGAAACUUUAUUGUAUACAAAGGAAACUAAAUACCAUUUUGUUAAAAAAGACGAAGACAAGGGGGAGCUAUGGCCUGGAGAAUUAUUUUCCUACAAGUGCUAUGUUAAAGGUUCUUUUUUUUAAUGUCAGUGACAAUCCCUCAUUAAAGAUGUUUGC
Sceloporus undulatus (fence lizard) is the source of this 632-nucleotide messenger RNA. RefSeq names its product 6-pyruvoyl tetrahydrobiopterin synthase-like. Gene Ontology annotation, cellular component: mitochondrion. The coding region runs from base 59 to 505 and encodes 148 amino acids. The transcript is spliced from 6 exons. Gene Ontology annotation, biological process: tetrahydrobiopterin biosynthetic process. Gene Ontology annotation, molecular function: 6-pyruvoyltetrahydropterin synthase activity. The record is from RefSeq and is a predicted model, not a curated record. Lineage: Eukaryota; Metazoa; Chordata; Lepidosauria; Squamata; Phrynosomatidae.